Thalassophryne amazonica is the source of this 1080-nucleotide messenger RNA. RefSeq names its product catechol-O-methyltransferase domain containing 1 (gene comtd1a). Bases 57 to 794 code for a protein of 245 amino acids. Gene Ontology annotation, molecular function: S-adenosylmethionine-dependent methyltransferase activity; O-methyltransferase activity. The record is from RefSeq and is a predicted model, not a curated record. The transcript has 7 exons. Lineage: Eukaryota; Metazoa; Chordata; Actinopteri; Batrachoidiformes; Batrachoididae.
UCAUCAGGUAUCUGAUCGACUCUGUUGUCAACUGAAGGACUUACGACCAGAACACUAUGGGUGUUAUUAAAGUAUUUCUCUGCACUGCACUUGCUGUUAUACUUUCAGGUGUAGGAAAAUCGGCUUUCAUUGGGAAGCACCACAGCACGGGAAAGGACAAUCUGCUGCUACAGUAUGUUGUUAACAACUCUCUGAGGGAGCACCCAGUCCUCACCAAACUCAAAAUGAAAACUCUUGAGGACCAGUGGAGUGUCAUGAUGGUUGCCGCUGAAGAAGCUCAGUUUAUGGCCGUCCUCAUUAAACUAAUCAAUGCAACCAAAGCUAUCGAAAUCGGAAUGUACACUGGCUAUAAUGCACUCAGCAUGGCUUUGGCAAUGCCAGACAAUGGACGUGUGGUCGCUUGUGAAAUAGAACAGGCAUAUGUGGACAUUGCCAAACCGUUUUUUAAAGAGGCUGGAGUUGAAAAUAAAAUUGAUAUUCGUCUUCAAUCAGCAUUAACAACACUGGAUCAUCUGAUACAGGCAGGAGAAGCUGGAACAUAUGACUUUGUGUUCAUCGAUGCUGAUAAAUUAAACUAUGACAACUACUACGAGAAGUCCCUUCAGCUCAUAAGAGAAGGGGGUAUCAUUGCGAUCGAUAAUGUGCUGUGGAGCGGAAAGGUCGUGAAUCCGGCUCCCGAUGACGAGAUCUCCAGGAGUUUGGAUGCACUAAAUAAGAAGUUGCACAAAGACCAGAGGAUUGAUCUGAGCAUGCUCACUAUAGCUGAUGGGCUGACCAUUGCCAUUAAACGCUAGAAAUCACAUUACUACAUCAGUUUUAACAAUUAGAACCAUGUUAAUUUAGGAGAAAUGCUUUUUUACCACACAAAUGAAAAACAUACCAAUAGAAUGGCAUGAACGUUGACCCUUGGUGGUACAAUGUGCACUUGAAUGAGUGUUCCUUGGUUGGUAAUUAGUGUGUAACCCAGUGUUAUAGUCAAGGUCAAAGUUCAACCAUCGUGGCCCAGACCAAGUCUUAGACUGUCAAGGUCCAUACCAAGGCUUUGAUCACCAACACCCAGGACAACGGCUGCUACCCCAA